Messenger RNA from Bradysia coprophila, 1934 nucleotides. RefSeq names its product cytochrome P450 4C1-like. The record is from RefSeq and is a predicted model, not a curated record. Lineage: Eukaryota; Metazoa; Arthropoda; Insecta; Diptera; Sciaridae. Gene Ontology annotation, molecular function: oxidoreductase activity, acting on paired donors, with incorporation or reduction of molecular oxygen; monooxygenase activity; iron ion binding.
GUAGUAUCAAUUUGUCGUUUGAGUCCAACGCAUCUCUUUGGAUAUUGCAAUCAGCACAGUUGCGUUUGCGUCUAAAUUUGUCUAAUUGAAUUAUUGAUUUAAAGUGAUCAGCAGAGGUACUUAUUCAAAAUGAUUAUCGCCUUAACGUUUCUGGCAACGAUCCUUUUCGUGUUGAUAAAGAUCGCCGUUACUAAGCAUCGUAAAAUGAAAUACGUUCGACAUCUUCCCGCACCCUCCGAAUAUCCAAUUAUCGGAAGUAGUAUAUCGUUUGUGGGGAAAAAUAAUCAACAAAUUUUGGAAGACACUUUGAAAAUGUGUGCCGAUUUAUCAAUGCCGUUUCGACUGUGGUUCGGUCAAUAUCUUGUACUAUUUGUGGACAAACCGGAAGAUUGUCAAACCAUUUUGAAUGCAGAGACGUGCUUAGACAAAUCAUUCGUUUAUCGAUUUCUGCAAAAAGAUGUGGCACUGUUCACAGCACCAGCUAACGUGUGGAGACCUCACCGGAAAAUGUUGAAUUCAACGUUCAAUUUCAACAUACUGAACUCGUUUCUACCAAUUUUUAAUGAUAAAGCCAAAUUAAUGGUCACGAACAUGGAAAAAGAGCUUGGUAAAGACCAAUUUGAUGUAUCAACAUAUCUGUUUGCUUGUACGUUGGACAUGGUUUGUGGUACAACAUUGGGUUACAAUGUCGGUGUGCAAAGUGGUCAAAAUCAGGAUUAUUUGGAGGGAAUCGAGAAGUCAUUAACUAUGAUAGCACAACGAAUUGUCAACGUGUUCCAUCAUUUUGAUUUUAUCUACAAGCUAACAAACACAUAUAAGACUGAAAGGAAAUAUUUGGACAUUGCUGAAUCCCUUCCGGACAGGAUCAUUAAAUCGAAGAAGGAAGAAUUUUUUGCAACGCCCGAGAAAGACCAGGAUAAAGAGUCGGACGAGAAUGAAAACUUUAAGACGCCGCAAAUUUUCAUUCAGCAACUGUUCAAGUUGUACAAAAAGAAAUUGGUUGACGAUACAAUGAUCAAAGAUCAAGUGAAUCUGUUAAUUUUCGGGGGAAACGACACAUCUGCUCUGGCGACAUCACAUGCCAUUUUAUUGUUGGCAAUGCAUCCAGAAGUUCAAAAGAGGGCUGUCAAAGAAUUGGAAGAAGUUUACGACGAUGAGAACACUGACAGUGAUUUCGAAAAAUUGUCAAGGCUUCCCUAUCUGGAAAUGAUCGUCAAAGAAGCUAUGAGACUGUAUCCUGUAGCACCAUUUUUAUCACGAAAGUGCUCUGGAGACACGCAGAUAACUGACUGUGUCAUCCCCGAAGACACUGUCAUAAUUCUAUCCGUCUACCAUCUACAUAGGAACAAAGAGAUUUGGGGUCCGAAUGCUGACUCUUUUGAUCCGGAAAAUUUCCUUCCCGAAAGAAUGGCCAAGCGACACUCUUGUUGCUAUCUCCCGUUUUCAUCCGGUCCCCGAAAUUGUCUAGGCAUGAAAUACGCCUAUCUGUCGAUGAAAACAAUGCUGUCCGCGCUACUGCGUCACUACAAAUUCAGCACCAGCCUGAAAAUGGAGGAUUUGCAGUGGAAAUUCGAAAUAACAAUGAAAUUGGUGAACACACAUUUGGUUCGAGUAGAAAAGAGAAAUUUCAAGCAAUCGAGUGAUAAAAUCUAACCGCGCGUGCACCGGAAAAUCCUUCAGUUAAUUUUACUCUAUGUGAAUGUGUGCUGCAUGUAUAUGAUGAGGUAUGUGUAUAAUAUAUGUAACUAAAGUCAACUAAACAGCCAACACAGUGGGUCAUACAUUUCAUACGAACAGUAUUGGUCAGUUUGUAAUUUAUUUGCGCAAGGUUCAAACGCUUAAACGAGAGUAAACAAAAAUUUCAAUUUCAUUUUCAAUUUUAAGCAAAUAAAUGGCUCUGAUUCAACACGACAACCGACGGAAGAUGAUUUUUA